AUGAGUAUCUCUUAUUAUCUAUUUUUAAUUUUAUGGAAUAGUCUUCAAACUUGUAUUUUCCAAAAUCUAACACUUAAAACAUUAUUCUUAUUUGGAGAUGGUAAUGUUUUUAUCCCAUCACUUGAUAAUUUCCCUGUUUUGAAUGGAAUUCAAUCUGAAAACGCAACAAGUUAUCCUUUAACAAAGUUCCCGCCUAAACUAAACUAUUUGAGAAAUGUUAAUUCAUUUUUGAAUACCAUUACAAAUAUACCUGUAUCACCAUUCCUAUCUGAAUUGAGAAUAGAUUCUAAUAAUAUAAUGAAUCAAGGUAUUGAUUAUAAUAAUAUUUUAAAAGAUUCAGUUGGAAAUUUAAAAUUGGUGGUUUAUUCUGUUCCAACAGCGGUCACUAUACCAGCCAAUUUUAUAUGUGACUAUGCAAUCGAUCAGACGGGGUUGAUCUUGGUGUUUGGAUCGACCAUUAUGACUGGCCGAAAUUUGGGUUGGACGGUUGCCUCGAGCAACAACACUGUAGUGACAACAUUGGUGCCAAAUAGAAAGAUGCAGGUGACUGUCAACCAGGUUAUUACAGGUGCACCACAACCAUUCUCGAUCACUCUCAACGCUGCCUUGGGCUAUGUCCUCGAUACCACCGUUGCAGAGGCGGGCUUCAAUGUCACCAAUAUCAAAAUUCAACAGUAUAAUGGAGCACGUGCAUUGUUGGUCGUUACCUUUUCCAACCUAAACGAUUAUUUCUCACCUACUGCCCAUUUGGACAAUUUCACACCAGAUACACAAAUGAUCAAUACUGCCGACAAAACUAUUAUUUACCCUUUGAUUACUAAUUUAUCAUCGGAAGAUGAGUAUCUUGGAACAGGAUCGAUUGUUAAGGUUUCUGGUCAGUUUGGAGUUGGAUACACAACUCUGACUGUUGUAUUUCAAGAGGGAGAUUUACCCUAUACCAAUUGCGUACCAAUUGUAAACAACUUAACAUCGACAGAGUUUUAUUGUGUAUUAGAUUCAGUUCCAGGGACUCUUGAUGGUGCCACUACUACUGUUAAUGUUACAGAGGAUGGUUUUUGGCAAACGUUUACAACACAAAUCAAAACACUCCAAACUCAAUGUAAUGAACAAACUAAUUUCUGUCAUGGGCAUGGUGAAUGCAACAGAAGUUCAGUUUGUAUUUGUAAUAUCAAUCAAGGUUCUUAUUAUAAUAAUUGUUCCAAACCAUAUCCAUUUGCAACGAGUGGACAAGUGAACGAUCAAAAUACAACGAUCGAUUAG
This is a messenger RNA of Cavenderia fasciculata, 1260 nucleotides long. RefSeq lists its product as uncharacterized. Bases 1 to 1260 code for a protein of 419 amino acids. Lineage: Eukaryota; Evosea; Eumycetozoa; Acytosteliales; Cavenderiaceae. The record is from RefSeq and is a predicted model, not a curated record. The transcript is spliced from 7 exons.